Arabidopsis arenosa is the source of this 1910-nucleotide messenger RNA. The record is from the annotation of a GenBank genome assembly. NCBI's taxonomy places the organism in Eukaryota, Viridiplantae, Streptophyta, Magnoliopsida, Brassicales, Brassicaceae.
CAACGCUUGAGCUUGAUCCAUUCCAAUCAGCGCCUCUCGAUUUCCGUUUAUCGGAAAAUCUCUCCCGUGAUCGGCGGAUUGUGAAUGCCGUUCACCGAGAUAUUUCUCCGAUUCUUUUCCUCAGUAAGGACAAGUUUUCAGUUGACUUAUUAGGAGGUGGGGUUUGAAUAAGCUACAAUGGCCUCAAUUCUUAAUCAAACCCAGGAAUUGCAAGAAGCUUCUAAGGUUCUUGGGCAUGUAAGAUGUGAAAACUUCUUUAUAUUCCCCGGAGAAAAUACUUUGUCAGAUGGUUUGAGGGGUGUGUUAUAUUUUCUCGGUCUUGCCUACUGCUUUAUCGGGUUGUCAGCGAUCACUGCACGGUUCUUCAAGUCUAUGGAGAAUGUCGUGAAACAUUCGCGUAAAGUGGUUGCAAUUGAUCCCAUUACUAAAGCUGAAGUCAUCACAUACAAGAAAGUUUGGAACUUUACUAUUGCAGACAUCAGUUUGUUGGCGUUUGGAACUAGCUUCCCUCAGAUUUCUUUGGCUACCAUCGAUGCAAUACGGAAUAUCGGGGAGCGAUAUGCUGGAGGUCUUGGUCCAGGAACACUUGUUGGCUCAGCUGCAUUUGAUCUUUUCCCCAUCCACGCUGUCUGUGUCGUUGUGCCAAAAGCUGGAGAACUGAAAAAGAUAUCCGACUUAGGCGUUUGGCUAGUUGAGCUAGUGUGGUCUUUUUGGGCUUACAUCUGGCUAUACAUAAUCCUCGAGGUGUGGUCACCAAACGUAAUUACACUUGUGGAGGCAUUAUUGACAGUAUUGCAAUACGGAUUACUUCUAGUUCACGCGUACGCCCAAGACAAGCGAUGGCCUUACUUGUCUUUACCAAUGUCAAGAGGUGAUAGGCCAGAGGAGUGGGUUCCAGAGGAGAUUGAUACAUCCAAAGAUGACAGUGACAAUGAUGUUCAUGAUGUGUAUUCGGAUGCCGCUCAAGAAGCUGUUGAAUCAGGAAGCAGAAACAUUGUGGAUAUCUUCUCUAUUCAUUCAGCUAACAAUGAUACAGGGAUCACCUAUCAUACAGUGGCAGAUACUCCACCCGAUUCAGCCACUAAGAAGGGUAAGGCGAAGAAUUCUACUGUUUUCGACAUUUGGAAACAUCAAUUCGUGGAUGCAAUAACGUUGGAAACAUCAGAAUCAAAGAAAGUGGAUAGCAUUUAUCUUCGAAUCGCGAAAUCUUUCUGGCAAUUACUCCUCGCCCCUUGGAAACUUCUUUUUGCAUUUGUGCCUCCUUGCAACAUUGCUCACGGUUGGAUCGCUUUCAUCUGCUCUCUCCUCUUCAUCAGUGGAGUAGCCUUUGUUGUCACAAGACUUACCGACCUUAUAAGCUGUGUCACUGGAAUAAACCCAUAUGUGAUAGCAUUCACAGCACUCGCAGGUGGAACUUCAUGGCCAGACUUAGUAGCAAGUAAAAUCGCUGCAGAGCGACAACUAACCGCAGAUUCAGCCAUUGCAAACAUCACCUGCAGUAACUCGGUGAACAUCUAUGUGGGGAUUGGAGUCCCGUGGCUGAUAAACACAGUCUACAACUACUUUGCAUACAGAGAGCCUUUAUACAUAGAAAACGCAAAAGGAUUAAGCUUUUCGCUGCUGAUAUUCUUUGCGACAUCAGUGGGAUGUAUUGUGGUGCUUGUGUUGAGAAGGUUGAUCAUAGGAGCUGAGCUUGGAGGUCCAAGGCUAUGGGCUUGGCUUACUUCUGCCUAUUUCAUGAUGCUUUGGGUCGUCUUCGUUGUUCUUUCUUCUUUGAAAGUUUCAGGCAUCAUAUAGAAGAAGCAACAAAAGGAAAAACCCCAUGAGUAGAAGAGAAAGCCUUAUUCAUAUGUCUCGGUUUUUGUUUUUCUUACUUGUUAAGGGGUUUUAUAUAAAAUUAUCAAAGUUCA